Messenger RNA from Suillus subaureus, 1093 nucleotides. RefSeq lists its product as uncharacterized. Lineage: Eukaryota; Fungi; Basidiomycota; Agaricomycetes; Boletales; Suillaceae. The record is from RefSeq and is a predicted model, not a curated record. The transcript is spliced from 12 exons. Bases 286 to 945 code for a protein of 219 amino acids.
CAAGUCAUAAUUGACAUCGCCAACGUUAUUUUCGGAUCAAAUGCGCAUGCAUGCAAUCAUAGUGUAACAACCUGGUGAUCUCUUAGCUUGGUUUACGUCUCCAUGGGACUCGCCGACCAACAAGAAAUUAACUGCUUGUAUUUGAGACCUCGUGGGUUUGCAUACACAGCACCUGGUCAGUGGAUGAUGACAUUUGCGGAGGAACGUUGGCCUGGGUCUCAAGUUGGUAUAUAAAAUCGCACCGAGCAUGCUCAACACCCCACUGCUGCAUAUUGUUUCAUUGUAAUGGAAGAUAUCAUUCAAGCACACCAAAUCUUCAUGUUCUACUACCCGGCCAUUCUAGUGCCAACCACUAUUCUGAUAUACGACCAUAUGGCGACCCUCACAGAAGAGAUUUCCUGUAUUUGGUGUCGCCCGAAGAUGUUGUCUGCAGUGUUGUUUCUGCUUAAUCGCUAUGUUGCUCUGCUGGGAAAUGUCUAUGGUUUGAUUGGGUAUUUCCUGCCUGUCUCACUUGAGGUCUGUCCGACAUACACGCUAUCAAGACAAGUGCUCAUUUUUUCACAAACAGUUAUUGUUUGCCUCAUAUUGACUCUUCGCACUUAUGCUCUCUACGGCCGUAGCAAACGUAUGCUUGCUUUCUUGGUAAUUUGCAUCCUUGCCUUUACGGGAGGAGCUGCUACAGAGACCUUUGGUCUUUAUCCAAUCACUGUGACCAACUUGCCAAAAGGAGGAGGCUGUUAUCAAACAUAUACAGCAGAGGCAACCAUUCGUCUUGGUGUUGCAUGGGUGACCCUGUCUGUUUAUGAGUUGCUCAUCUUUGUCCUCACAGUGAUUAAGAUUUUCAAAAUCAGAGGAUUACUACGGUUAUCUCUGACAAGGUCCAGAAGAAAUAUUAUUGAUGUCAUGUUUCAGGACGGUAAAUGUUUCGCUACAUCAGUAUUGUGAUCACUUAACCAACCGAAUGCAGGUGCAAUGUACUUCGGAGCAAUGACACUGUUCAAUAUACCGAACAUCCUGACGUACUACUGCGGUUCAGAUAUCGCCAGGGGCUCUCUGAGCACAUUUACUAGUUGCAUGUCUGUUACUCUAAUCU